This is a messenger RNA of Brassica rapa (field mustard), 590 nucleotides long. RefSeq names its product non-specific lipid-transfer protein 6. Lineage: Eukaryota; Viridiplantae; Streptophyta; Magnoliopsida; Brassicales; Brassicaceae. Gene Ontology annotation, biological process: lipid transport. Gene Ontology annotation, molecular function: lipid binding. The record is from RefSeq and is a predicted model, not a curated record.
AUUCCUUAACCAAAGUACCCAACAAAAAGAGAAGAAAAAAACACAAGAGAAACAAACAUAAAGUAACAUGAGAUCUCUCUUACUAGCCUUGUUCCUAGUUCUUGCUUUCCACCGUGGUGAAGCAGCCGUGUCUUGCAACGCAGUGGUUGGAGAUCUUUACCCUUGUCUCUCCUACGUGGUUCAAGGCGGUAACGUCCCAGCGAACUGCUGCAACGGCAUCAGAACGCUCAACAGUCAGGCCCAAACCCCUGUGGACCGUCAGGGCGUUUGCCGUUGCAUCAAAAAUGCUAUCGGAGGAGUCUCUUUCUCUUCUAACAACGUCAACAAUGCUCAGUCUCUGCCUGCUAAGUGUGGUGUGAAUCUCCCUUACAGUAUCAGCCCUUCCACCAACUGCGACAGUAUCAACUGAGAGAAAGAAGACAAGGAAGCUACUACUAUUACUACAAGAACUAAGAAGUCAGUAAUAAAUUAGAACGUAUGGUUUGCUACUAGCUACGUUAAUGUGUGAUGUAUCGUCACUUCUAUGUUCUUGAGAGUUAUAAUAAAUUAUCAACAUGCAUUUCCUUAUGAUAUGAGACCAAAUUAAACUA